CGUCGUUGAAGGAAGACGAAGAUGGCGUCCGGACAGCAAUGGGUGUUGGUGGAAAUGGUGCAAGCGUUUUAUGAGGCUCCUGCUUAUCACUUGAUUCUGGAGGGGAUCCUCAUUCUGUGGAUCAUCAGACUUCUGUUCUCUAAGACCUACAAACUGCAUGAGACCUAUAAACUGACAGAGAAGGAGAAGGAGGACCUGAUUGAGGAGUGGCAGCCAGAGCCUCUCGUACCUCCUGUUUCCAAAGACCAUCCCUCCCUCAAUUAUGAUGUUGUCACAGGGCCUCCCAGCCAUAAAAUCAUAAUCAAUGGGAAAGAGUGCAUUAACUUUGCAUCAUUCAACUUUCUGGGUCUCCUCGACAACGAACGGGUUAAGCAAAAAGCUUUGGCAUCACUCAAGAAGUAUGGUGUGGGCACAUGUGGUCCAAGGGGCUUCUAUGGAACUUUUGAUGUUCACCUGGAGCUGGAGAGUCGUCUGGCCAAAUUCAUGAAAACAGAAGAAGCUAUCAUCUAUUCUUAUGGCUUUGCAACUAUUGCCAGUGCAAUCCCUGCCUACUCCAAGAGGGGGGACAUCAUCUUUGUGGAUGAAGCAGCCUGCUUCUCCAUCCAGAAGGGUCUUCAGGCGUCUCGCAGCUUCAUCAAAUACUUCAAACACAAUGACAUGGAGGAUCUGGAAAGGCUGCUCAAGGAGCAGGAGCUGGAGGACCAGAAGAAUCCUCGUAAAGCUCGAGUGACCCGGAAAUUCAUUGUUGUGGAGGGGCUGUACAUCAACACUUCAGACAUCUGUCCUCUCCCUGAACUGGUUAAGCUAAAGUACAAGUACAAGGUGCGGAUCUUUUUGGAGGAGAGCAUGUCUUUUGGUGUGCUGGGAGAACACGGCCGAGGAGUCACCGAACACUUUGGGGUCAAUAUUGAUGACAUUGAUCUGAUCAGUGCCAACAUGGAGAACGCUGUGGCCUCCAUCGGAGGAUUCUGCUGCGGACGCUCCUUUGUCAUUGACCACCAGCGUCUUUCGGGCCAGGGCUACUGUUUCUCUGCCUCCCUGCCUCCAAUGCUUGCUGCUGCUGCCAUAGAGGCUCUCAAUAUCAUGGAGGAGGAUCCAGAUAUUUUUACUGUCCUGAGGGAAAAGUGCAAACAUGUUUACAAGGCUUUACAGGGAACUCCAGGUCUGAAGUUGGUCGGUGUGCAGUGUGCCCCUGCUCUUCACUUACAGCUGGAGAGAAGUUCAGGCUCCAGAGACUCUGACAUGCAGCUGCUUCGUGCCAUUGUAGAUUAUUGUUUGGAAAGACGCGUGGCUCUGACCCUUGCUCGUUAUCUGGAAAAAGAGGAGCGUUUCCUCCCCCCUCCCAGUAUCAGAGUGGUGGUCACUGUCGAACAGACGGGGGAGGACAUCCAGAAGGCCGUGUCUUGUAUCCAAGAGGCAGCUGCAGCUGCCCUCAAAUGACCAUGCACUGUCUGACAGUGCUGAGACUGAGCAGACAUCACUGGAGCUUUAGCAGAAGUCCACUCAGUGGACAGGGUAGGAAAUCACUGUGAGGGGGACACUCCUAACCAGACACUCUCAUCCACUAUGAGCCCCACACACUUGAUGUGUAAUGAGGAACUUUACUGAUAAAACACACCUUAUAUCUUCUAGCCUUGACUUUGUUUGUCUCUUAAUUCAUUGUCUCUGUCUUUGUUCUCAUGUGUCAUCAUAGUGAUAUAUGUACUACAUGUUUAUUGCUAUGAAUGUAAGAGUGGGCUUUCAGCAGGACUGUUUGCAGACAGUUGACUUCCUGCUGUGAACGAUAAUGACCCUCAUUCAGUAAUAAAGAGAAAGGACUGCAGUGAGAACUAAACAUAAUCUCCACAGACCAAAUGAUUUGUUGCUUUUAUGUGCUGACCAAAGAGAAGCCAUUGUGCUCACUGUUUUAUUUAAAAUGUUUGCAGUCGACUAGUGCGUGAACUGUACAUGAUGGUUGUCAUUUUAUAUGCCACCAGCUGUUUUACUACAAAUACAUUUGAGUUUUACACCUUGAUUUUUUUUUUGUUGUUGUUCUUUGUUUUUUAGUGGAUGCUAAUUCUCUGUUGUUUGAGCCCAUUCCAUUCUGACCACUUUAAUGAAAUAUAAAUAUAUCUGAUAUAAAUUAA
Epinephelus fuscoguttatus (brown-marbled grouper) is the source of this 2126-nucleotide messenger RNA. It is a transcript of the gene sptlc1, whose product is annotated as serine palmitoyltransferase, long chain base subunit 1. The record is from RefSeq and is a predicted model, not a curated record. Lineage: Eukaryota; Metazoa; Chordata; Actinopteri; Perciformes; Serranidae. Gene Ontology annotation, cellular component: endoplasmic reticulum. Gene Ontology annotation, molecular function: pyridoxal phosphate binding; serine C-palmitoyltransferase activity. Bases 22 to 1440 code for a protein of 472 amino acids. The transcript has 15 exons. Gene Ontology annotation, biological process: sphingosine biosynthetic process; ceramide biosynthetic process.